Molecule: messenger RNA, 4408 nt
Organism: Ostrea edulis (European flat oyster)
Lineage: Eukaryota; Metazoa; Mollusca; Bivalvia; Ostreida; Ostreidae
Product: docking protein 5-like
Exons: 8
Coding region: 194-931 (245 amino acids)
Biological process (GO): cell surface receptor protein tyrosine kinase signaling pathway; positive regulation of MAPK cascade
Cellular component (GO): cytoplasm
Source: RefSeq, a predicted model, not a curated record
UCGGGCUCGUUAUACCGUAAAACAUCCGGUUCUGGGCAAAAUCCCAAAAGCAAAACGCGAAGAAUUCAAGAAAAAAAACCCCUAUUUUCAUUAUUUUAAGGAACAGCGCACAAGAGAUAAAAAUUUAGUGACGUUUUUACGGUUUCAAGCAAAAUUAAACACAUGUAAGAGCACUAUGUUAUAAUGCGUGAAGAUGAAUGGUGAAGAUGGUGGUUACCAGGGAGUGGAAGAGUCCAUUAUCUUGAAACAAGGGGAGGUUCGCAUGAAAAGCAGGAGGUUGGGGAUAUGGAGGAAGCGAAAUGUUGUUCUGUUUGCCCCUUCCAGUAAGGGUCCCACAAGAUUUGUGAAGUAUGCAGACGAAAGAGGAUUUCGAGAGGAAAAGCAGCUUUCAUUUGUUCGCAUGCAGGAUGUGACGACCGUUGUGAGGUUGUCCUUUAAUGAUGAUCAUGGGAUCACCAUCUCUCUGGCUGGCGGGGAAGUCCGGCAGUUUAUAUGUAAUGAUGCAAAUGAUGCAGAAGACUGGCUUCAGAAACUGCAGGCCGAGGCGGGGAAAAGUGAUAGUCUCCCUUUAGGAUUAUAUCGGGCGUACCUUAUACCAAACAUGUUCCUAAACUUUGAGAAAGAAUGUGUAAUGGAAGUGACUGCGGAGCGGCUCAAUGUGUUCGAGGACUCCACUAAAAGCAGAAGAGUGAUCAGCCUGAAGAUUUCGUGCAUCAGAAGAUACACUGCUAAUCCAGAGAAACGCAACAAUAAUUUACUGAUAGAAAACGGACGUUCUCAAGAAGAGAUAGGAGAAAGCUUAUUGCUGUUCAAGUCUUAUCAAGCAGAAGACAUAUUUAAACAUCUGGAUCGCAGUGCCCGGAGGCUUCGUGGGAGUAUAGCUUCCGGAAAUUCACAGAACAGCAAUGGCAGCUUUAAUCCACGUCAAUGAUUAUUGCCAUCUUUAGGGGUUAAGAAGAUACCAGAGUACCAAUACCAUGCCUCGCCUGCGAGAGGCAACAUCUUGUCUGAAUUCUCUAUGAUGUAAAGGACACAGCUAUGCAGCAUUCUCCUCUUUAUUUUGAAGAUAUUGUGUAACCUACAUGUAUAAUCUUUAACAAUCUCUUGCUAUUGUACUCCUAGCAAACACAGUUGGUAGGAUAUAUAUAUAUAAAUCACUACAUUCUUCCAUUUGUCCAUUCAUCCCACUAUUUUUCUUUGGGCCUUAACUUUAUAAUAUAAAGAUACUUGGCACAGAGGUUGUUUAUGAUCAGUGGUGUGGUAUGACUCCAAUGUUGGGUCAUUUUACCAAGUUCAAGGUCACUGGUAAAAAAAAAUUUAAUUUUGGUUCGGAAAGAUAACUUUGUAAUGCGAAGAUAUUAGAAUCACAAAUCUGGCACAAAGAUUGCUUUAAUGGUUAGAUGCUAGAUGAUGUCAUUACCCAGAUUCAAGGUCAUUUACCCAAGGUCAAGUUAAAAACAGUUUAGAAUUUAUUUCCUAGCCAUAUCUUUGUUGUAGUGGAGAAAUAUUUAGAAGCUGAUAGUUGGCUUAGAGGUUAUUUAUCAUGUGUGAUGACCUUCGUGCAAAGUCAUUUGGCUCAAGACAAGAUCAGUGAGAAUUUUAAUCUGGACCCAGUUGCACGAAAUUUAGUUAACUUUAACUGACAAUAAACAUUUAUAUAGCAUUAACUUAAAGUUAACUGUCAGUUGAACUUAUAUUACUUUUGUGCAACUGGGUCCUGGUCUAUAACUCUUUAAAGGCGACCUUCAAAUAUGCCCCACUUUGGGGUAUUAGUCCCAUCGGGACAGGGUCCUUUUUUUAAUUCGAGAUUUUCUAAGUUAUUAUGUUUUAUCAGUGAUUUAUGAUUGAAUUUGAUUUCACCUGUGAUAAGCCAUUGCUAAAACUAUGGAUAUUUUUCAGCAAUUUCUUUUUUAAUGCUUGAAUUGUGCUAAGAAAUGAAUGUGCAAACAUUUUUAUGUUUCGGGCUUUUUUUUCAAUGGAGGACGGUAGUAUCUUUUACAGCAGAUCACGCUUAUAGUGAACAUCAUGGGAUGGUGUAUGUUUGAUGUGAUAAUAGUACAGGAUCUAUCGAUCUAACUGGUGAGGGAUCCCACCCAGACCAAAACUGAAUAUAUAGAUCUAACUGGUGAGUGAUUCCAACCAGACCAAAGCUGAAUCUAUAGAUCUAACUGGUGAGUGAUCCCAACCAGACUAAAACUGAAUCUAUAGAUCUAAAUUGUAAAACUCACAGUAGCAGGAAUCCCAACCAGACAAAAUUAUAAUGAAAUUUUUAAAUUCCCUAGAAAUCUUAUUUCCUCUGCUUUGUCUGAAUUCUUGUGGGCUCUUCUGGGUACCCAAGUAUGGCAAGUGGUGCUUAUGCAGUGGCAGAUCCAGAAGUUGGUUCCCUUUUAUCAGAAAAUUUUGCUAACAAAGGUAAAAGUAACACAUUUUUGAUUUUGAGGAUGGAACCCCCCCCCCUUUUUUUUUUGAAAAGCAAAAUUAAUGGUAGAACCCACCAUUCAGAAAUUCCUUGAUCCGCCCCCGUUAUGUGGAUACCCGGGGUGUGACAGUUGGUGGAUGUCCCACCUAGGAGAAAUCUACUACUCCCAGCAUAGAAACCAUAAACCUCCCACCCAGCGGAAAUCUACCGUACUACUCCCAGCAUAGAAACCAUAAACAUUGUUAGAUUCUUUUUAGCUAUAGAAUAGGAUCAACUCUUUUUUCACCUAUAGAUAAUUGUAUGUCUUUCAAUAUGAAGAGGCGUGGCAGUGCAUCAAAUUGUGUCAUUCAGAAAAAUAUGAUUAUUGUUAUUUUACAGUGAGUGCAAACCAAUGAAGUACCUUAUGUCAUUGUAAUACUAUUAUACUGUUGUUAAUUUUGUUUUUAAUUAGAUUUAUGUAAAUGUACUAACCAUGUAUUAUCCAUAUCCGGGUUGUGUUUAAAAAUGCACCUCUUUAUAGAUCUAUGAGAUUAAUCACUGUUCGUUAUCUUCACCUUUUUCAUCUACUAGGUUAAAUAACAAACGUCACCACUUCAAAAGUGCCAAAGUGGUUUGUUUUGCUUCUUUUUGUCUGAUUGAAUUUGUGCAGUAGGAAUUGAAAUUUGUCGAAAAGAUUCAUAGAAAUCAAUUGCAGAAUUAUUUUUGUCUUUGGAUAGUACUGAUGAAAUUUAAUUGUAAUUGCCCAUUCUGUAGUUCAAAAUAUAAAAAGUAAAGACCAAAAAAUGGCAGCUUGAUUGUGGCUUUUGUGAGUAUUGAUUUGAUUGUAUACCACAGUGGCAGAUCCAGAGGGUGGAGGAGUCUGGGGUUUGGAAACCCACCCAACCACCCCCCAUUCGUCAGAAAAGUUUGCUUAAAAUAAGAUAAAAAUAACACAUUUUGAGGGUGCCCCCCUUCUCCCUUUUAAAAUGAAAAUUAAUGGUAGACCCCCCCCCCCUUUCAAAAUUUUUGGAUCUGCCCCGAUACUAUUGUGGAUAUUUAUGGUGCAAGUUUGUCUUUAUAUUAACCCUAAAAUUAAACAACAAGAAUCCAUGUAGCACCCCGUUAUAUGAAAUGAAUGUAGAGUGUCAAAGACGCCCGUUACAAGAUUAAAAUAAGCAAUAUUCAGAGAAUUCAAACAUAUAAUGCCAAUCAGCCCCACUUUUCUGAAGUGAUAUUUUAAUGAGAUUAAAUAUGAACAUGAUUUUUUUAUUUAAAGACUUUAUUAUGCAAGAUGAUGUAUAUGCAAACCCAAUAUUCUGUUUAUUAUUUUUGUUUAAGGUAUAUAAGCCUGAAGUGUCUUAAAGUACUGUAAGAUUUGUAUGUUUUAUAUAUAUUUUUAUUUAAUGGUUUUAGCACAGUGUGUCAUAGGUACUUGACAUAAACAAAUAUUCACAAAUAUUAAAAACCACAUACUUACACUAAAUAUUGACUGAUAUUUAUUUUUAGUAAAUGAUUUUGUUGGUACCAGAUUUUUUAUAUAAUGUGAAUGUCAAGCAUCUGUAUAAUGUAUUGUGAUAUGGACAAUGUUCUUUCUUGUAUAAAAUACAGAAUAUUUGUGUACAUGCAUUCAAAAUUCAGAAAAACUGCAAACAAAAUGACAUUCCAGUUCACACACGUUUAAUUUUAUACAUGUUAGCCAGCUUAUAAUAUUACUGACAUUCCAGUUUACACACGUUUAAUUUUAUACAUGUUAGCCAGCUUAUUACUAAAUUUAUUGCGUUUUUUUUUUUUUUUUUUUUUUUUUUUUGUAAUAUGCCACUCCCUCCACAAUCCUUGCUUUGCUUUUGUGUAUUUGAUGAAUAUAUUUUUAUUUUUAAUUACAAUGUUAAAUGUAUUUUAUAUAAUUUUUAUGUACAUAUAGAUGUAUAUCUCUGUGUGUAUAACAUUUGUAUGGGAAAUGAAAGCUAUAUUGUUGAAAAUGAACAAAAAUAAAGAGAUUAUAUAAGUUAA